Molecule: messenger RNA, 1114 nt
Organism: Anas platyrhynchos (mallard)
Lineage: Eukaryota; Metazoa; Chordata; Aves; Anseriformes; Anatidae
Source: RefSeq, a predicted model, not a curated record
GGGGGGUCGUCUGCCGUUGUUUACUGACGCCUCCGAUGUCCCGUAGCAACUCGAUCCCGGAUGUCCCGCGUCUCACCGCGAUUACGUCACUUUCCCGAGUCUCACCACGAUCUCGGUAUCAAUCAAUUAAUCUCCGCGUCUCACCGCGAUCUCUAUCAAUCAAUCUCCAUAUCUUACCGCGAUUUUUCCCUGCGUCUCACCGCGAUUUCUGUGUGCGGGUCGGUGCUUGGAGUUUCUCAAUGUCUCUCAGGUGUUUUGGCUUCUGUCAGGUCUCUCCGUGUCUCUCAGGGCUGUCCAUGUCUCUGACGCGUCUCUCAGGGCUCUCCAUGCCUCUAAAGUCUCUCUGUGUCUCUAAGCGUCUCACAGGGCUUCUCCGGGUCUCUGAAGUCUCUCAGCUUCUCUCAGCGUCUGUCAGGUCUCUCAGCCUGUUCGGGCACCAUGUGUUGCAGGAAGAACGGCUGAAAACACGACAGACACAGGUAGCGAGCAUGUGUGCAUGUGUGUACUUUCCCAGGAUGUGCUCUCUUUGUGGCAGGAAGACGUUGAAUAAGGAGGUGUUGAAAAAUUCUGAAUUUUUGAGAACCCCAGCAGAUUGGACUCCUCUUAUGCAGUUUGUUGUACACCAGGACUUUUUCUGUGUAGGAUUUCUGGAUGCUGUGAGACGGAACAAGAUAAAAGAUGGCGAUUCCUAGGUCUUAGCUAACACAAUUAUAUGUUAACGACCCAAAGAUGAGGGAACAGAAGACUGUAUGAGUAGAUAAUGGAACCAGCAAGAAUUGGCUUGACUGAUAGGUCUGUCAAAGACAGGAAAGGCCAGAAGAUAAGCAGAGAGGAAGACUUCUGGCCUUCAACAGAAGACCACCAGAGUAUGCCAGACAACCGACCACCCAAGGAUGCUAGUACGCAUACAAAUAGAGACAGAAACUAUGUUAAUGAUUCUUCGGAGACCUGAUGAAUAUACAAGAGACUUACAGGAAAUUAAAUGAAUAUGCAUUUGUCCCACUAAUAUAAGCACACUGCCAGUACCCAUUGGUGAACAAGUUAGGUGGAGCUACCCCCUUGUGCUCAGUGUGUGUGUGCAGUGCCGAAUAAACAUACUUACUUUACAAUUUUA